This is a messenger RNA of Spinacia oleracea (spinach), 976 nucleotides long. RefSeq names its product protein transport protein SEC24 B. The transcript has 5 exons. Lineage: Eukaryota; Viridiplantae; Streptophyta; Magnoliopsida; Caryophyllales; Amaranthaceae. The record is from RefSeq and is a predicted model, not a curated record. The coding region runs from base 497 to 919 and encodes 140 amino acids. Gene Ontology annotation, molecular function: zinc ion binding; SNARE binding. Gene Ontology annotation, cellular component: endoplasmic reticulum exit site; COPII vesicle coat. Gene Ontology annotation, biological process: COPII-coated vesicle cargo loading.
GGAAAUAAGGUAAGGGAUUUCGAUUUUCGAGGGAAAUUAAGCCGGCCUUAACCUACUCUCCAGCCGCAGUUCUUACAGUUCUUCCUCUCGUAAUUCAUCAUCUCACAGCAAUUUUCCUCCCCCAAAAGCUCUCGCAAUCCUGCGGUUCUCACAAGUCACAACCAAUCAUCCUCUUUCAAGAUCAAUUUGAGCUAUCAUCUCCAGCAAUUUAUCAUCUCACAAGCGCGCAAUAACUGCUAGUUUUAUACGCAAAGCGAACACAGGAAAAAAGGGAUUACUUUUCCAGCAUGGUCAGGGGCGGAACUGGCAUAGACCAAGGAUGCACCUGCAUCAUAAAAUAAUUUGGUUUGAUGGCAAAGGAGAUGUAUCAGUACAUACGUUUCAGCAGGAGGUGGAUUAGAUAUCGUGCAAGUGAAAGGACAUAUAUCUAUAUUGACUGUGAUAAGACUAUAACAGUGACUGUACAACAUGAUGAUAAACUUCAAGAUGGCGCAGAAUGUGCUUUUCAGUGCGCCAUUCUUUCACCACUGUGUAUGGUCAAAGAAGAAUCAGAGUCAUGAAUCUCUCUCUCUCAUGUACAAGCACGCUUCCUAGUAUAUUCCACUCCGCUGACUUGGAUGCUCAAUUCAUAUGUUUCUUAAAGCAAGGUGCUUGCUGUGGCUUGCAGGCGUGGUGCACUGGUGUGGCUGCAGCUUCUGGUGUAAUUUUGCUGCACUAUUGUUUCUGCACUGAUGUUCUGUGCCCUGCUGCUGCUUGGGUUUUGCAGCUGUUUCGUGUAGUGUUGCUGCGUUCUGUUUCUCUACGUAACUUCUAUGUUGUAGCUGUAUCAUUUUGCUGGUUGUGUAAUUUUUCAGUUUGGGAUGCAAGUUGUAAUUUGUCAGUUUGUUUCUUUGGUUUGGAUAUAUAUUACGUGUAUUAAUUACUUUCAUUUGGUAAUAUAUUUUCUCUAUUUUACCAAAAAAAUAAAAAUAACACA